AAGUUUGUGCUCAGGCCCUUAUGCAAGAUUCACAUUGUGAACUACGUUCGAUAAAUGUAUCGCGUAUGAUGCACUUCACUGUUACGAAAUUACGAUUGCAAAUACGGUAUAGUUGUGCGAUUAACGGUAUAAAUUGAUGUAAGUUCGUUGGUGAAAGGGCCACCGAGCUAAGCUGCAACCAGAAAGAGAGAGAGAGAGAGAACUUGAUGUAAGUUCUGUGCUGACGACCAUCAUACUACACUCGAAGUUCACAAAAUCGAUUUUCGCCAAAACUAAUUGGGCUGUGUGGAAAAAUAAAGGAGAUUACGACCAUUAGCUUAUGAUCAUUAGCUUAGUUACGAGUCGAUAUUUCGCGUGAAACGCGAUAUAUUUUCACAGUAAGCAAUAACUUGUUUGUGACGAAGAAGAAAGAAAAGUUAUUAAAGAUCACACAAUAAUAACUAAAACAAUCUGAACAUUUUGAUUUGAUAAAUUUGAACAGUUUAAUUUGAUGCAUUUUUGAUAAAACAUUCUCAAAAGAAGAUGGAUCCUUUGGAAGGAGAUAAGAAAGAUAUCUAUAGAGAUUCAAAGUUACCAGGUAUAGGCCGUGGAAAUAUGACUUGGGUACAAACAGAUAACGUGGGACUUAGGAGACCGCAUAUUACAUCUAGCAAUCAAUCUCUAGAUUCUGUUGCUUCAAGGAGCACAGAAUAUGGAUCGGAGCAAACUCCUGGAAGGAAACAAUCUAAAUUAUCCGUAAAUGCAGCUGUAUUUAUUCCAAAGUUUCCUAAGUCAGUACAAGACAGAAUUGAUGCAGCUCGUGCGGCACCACCUAAUAUAAACCCUGGACCUGGUCUGAUAGAAGAUAACACUUCUGAUAUAUCUUUACAACAAUGCUUAGACAUACAGGAAUCACAAGCAAACAGUUGUAACAAUUUUAAUACAAACUAUGAGUAUCAAAAUUAUUCUGAUGGCAAGGAACGGGAAGUAGACACGAAUGUAAGCGAUUUUAAUCGUACAAUAUUUGAACUUGAAAGGAUCAUAUGUACUAUAACUAGGAGUCCUGGUGAAUUCGAUAAUUUGGUUCCAUCAUUUGUAAACAAUAUUAGAAGAGAAGGCAACAUAUGUUAUCUGCGAAUAUUUGUGACGAGCAUCAUUAAUUGGAACAAGACAGACGUAUAUUUGAACACUGAAAAAAGCAAGAGCGAGGAAAUCGAAUGCGAAAAGUGCGAGCAGUACAAACAAACCAACUAUACUCAUCUUUCCAUUGACGAAAGUAAUUUUCGGUAUAACGGAGCCCGAUUUUGCACGUAUUUCGAUGACACUUCAGAGUCCGAGGAGCAAUUAUUAUUUAGGGAUAUCUUACAUUACUCGUGUCUAUUAGAGACCCGUAUGCAAGAGUUCGUGUGGCAGCGCGUGUCCGACGAUAGCUAUGACCAAAAGAAAUGUCACGGAUUGAUAUUAUUUUUAGCCGAAUUGGUUGCUCAGAUGGACGAGACUUUUGCUUUCACCUUAGGAGGGCUUUUGAUAGAGUUCAUCACCAAAAUACUAAAAAAACCCACGUCGAACAUUGCUAAAUAUAUAUACCAAGCGCUCAAAUUGGCAGGGCAGCGAUUAGAAAAGGAUAAGAGCAAGAGCGUAGAGCUCAAAAAUAUGAUGCAAACGUUAACGGAGUUUGCAAAUAGAGGACAACAAAACACGUCAGUAGGAAACACGGCACACAGGAUGCAAGAGUCGCGAAAUGAAAAUUGGGGUAGAGACCCAUCUCAUUCUGAUUCGUUCAGAACCAAUUCUACACUAUAUCAAAUGCAGCAAGUGUCGAAUGAGCCAAGCGCGUCUAAUUACGCACCUGCUUUUAAUUCAUCGAAAACGAGCACGGUAGUAUCCCAAUCGGACGAUGCGUUGGUAUACGGUCCCGAUGGGCAGAUUAUACUCACAGAGGAAGAAAGCAAGUUUCUUCAUGACCACAUAGAACAGGAUGCACUCGACGAUUAUAUAGAUUACAAUUACGACGAUGAAAUUGCAACCGCCUACGAGGAGUUCCUGAGAGACAAAUCCAAGUAAAGCUCCUCCAGCAAGCAAAGCGAGACACGUCUAAACGAGAUAAUGUUAACACCUCGAGUCUCGCUAUAAAUACGUAAUUAUUCGCUUGAAGAUUCUGCGUUUGCACACGGUCAUCAUAAAUUGCCGGUCUGACGCGAAUAUCGUAGUUCUGAUAUGAGAUCAUAUUGUGUGCAACGCGCGCGAAAUAAUUAUAUACACGAUAUUCUUUAGAACAUAAAGAAGUAUAUGUACGUAGAAAGGAUAUAUCGCUACCAUAAUACACAUCACGCUCUGCUUCGUACGAAAAAAUUGCACUAUAUAAUCUUCCUUUCAAUUCAUCGAGUUCCGUCAUAUGUACAGAAAACAUAUGUUGAUGUGUAUGUGGGUAGUAGUAAUACAAACGUGCGUAUACAUAUAUACAUAUAUAUAUGUGUGUGUAUAUAUAUAUGCUUCAAGUUUUAAAUAUAUUUUUCGUUUAUUUAAAAUUAUGUAUACGCAUUUUUACAAAGUUUCAUAAAUAUAUGACAAUUCGCAUA
Odontomachus brunneus is the source of this 2558-nucleotide messenger RNA. RefSeq lists its product as uncharacterized. The transcript has 11 exons. The record is from RefSeq and is a predicted model, not a curated record. Lineage: Eukaryota; Metazoa; Arthropoda; Insecta; Hymenoptera; Formicidae. Gene Ontology annotation, biological process: regulation of translational initiation. Bases 523 to 2043 code for a protein of 506 amino acids. Gene Ontology annotation, molecular function: translation activator activity.